Messenger RNA from Andrographis paniculata, 1759 nucleotides. Its product is annotated as DNA topoisomerase 6 subunit A. NCBI's taxonomy places the organism in Eukaryota, Viridiplantae, Streptophyta, Magnoliopsida, Lamiales, Acanthaceae. The transcript has a single exon. Gene Ontology annotation, molecular function: ATP binding; DNA binding; DNA topoisomerase type II (double strand cut, ATP-hydrolyzing) activity. The coding region runs from base 73 to 1350 and encodes 425 amino acids. Gene Ontology annotation, biological process: reciprocal meiotic recombination; DNA topological change; meiotic DNA double-strand break processing. The record is from RefSeq and is a predicted model, not a curated record. Gene Ontology annotation, cellular component: nuclear chromosome.
GGAGAGAGAGAGAGAGACUCAUCUAAUAAAACCCUAAUUAUCAGUUGACCGCAUUUUAUUCCCGCCAUCACCAUGGCCGAUAGAAAAAAGCGCCGCCGAGCAGCCGCCGAGUCCAACUCCGAUUCCGAAUCCGGCGAAGCGCUUCCCUUCAAAUCCAAGCUCAAAUCCGAUCCCACCAUCCUUCAAACUCUGAGAACCCUCAAAUCAGCCGCCGCCGCCGCCUCCUCCGCCCCAAGGCCCGUCGCGCUCGCCGAUCUCAACCUCUCCGCCGCCUGCCGCGAAGUCACCGACCUCCCCCUGUCCUCCGUCCAAUCCACCAUCGAAUCGCUCGCUCUCUCGCUGGCGCACUCCAUCCUCUCCGGCAACGGCUUCUCGUUCGGCGUGCCGUCCCGCGCCGCCGCGAACCAGCUGUACGUCCCCGAGCUGGACCGCAUCGUCCUCAAGGACAAAUCCUCCAGCCGCCCCUUCGCCAACGUCUCCUCCGUCCGGAAGGCCACCAUAACCACCCGCAUCCUGCAGCUCAUCCACCAGCUCUGCCUGAAGAACAUCCACGUCACCAAGCGCGACCUCUUCUACACCGACGUCAAGCUCUUCCAGGACCAGACUCAAUCCGACGCCAUCCUCGACGACGUCUCCUGCAUCCUCGGCUGCACUCGCUCCAGCCUGAACGUCGUCGCCGCCGAGAAAGGCGUCGUCGUCGGCCGCCUGAUGUUCAGCGACAACGGCGACAUGAUCGAUUGCACCAAAAUGGGGAUGGGCGGGAAGGCCAUUCCUCCAAACAUCGAUCGUGUGGGCGAUAUGCAGAGCGACGCUCUAUUCAUCCUCCUCGUAGAAAAGGAUGCUGCCUAUAUGCGGUUAGCCGAGGAUCGAUUCUACAAUCGAUUCCCCUGCAUUAUCGUCACCGCCAAAGGGCAGCCGGACGUCGCCACUCGCCUCUUCUUACGGAAGAUGAAGAUGGAGCUGAAGCUGCCCGUUCUGGCCCUCGUCGACAGCGAUCCGUACGGGCUCAAGAUCUUGUCGGUUUACGGCUGCGGUUCCAAGAACAUGUCGUACGACAGUGCCAAUCUUACGACGCCAGAAAUCAAGUGGCUUGGGGUCAGACCGAGUGAUCUUGAUAAGUACAGGAUUCCGGAGCAGUGCCGGCUGCCAAUGACGGAUCAGGAUAUCAAGACGGGGAAGGAUUUGUUGGAGGAGGAUUUCGUGAAGAAGAAUCCCGGGUGGGUGGAGGAGUUGAAUUUGAUGGUCAAGUCCAAGCACAAGGCCGAAAUUCAGGCCUUGAGCUCCUUCGGCUUUCAGUAUCUAACCGAGGUCUAUUUGCCAUUGAAGCUGCAGGAGAAAGAUUGGCUCUGAUCUCAUCUCAAAUGCCUUUGCUUGCCUUGCCUCUGUAAUUUCUUUUUUAUGCUCUAGGGAUGGACUUGGUUGCAGAUUAUUAUAUACAUCUUGCUUGCUUGCUUCAUUGAUUGAUUAUAUGAUGUGCUCCUUGAAAUUAAGUUUGAGGUUUUUGAGAAUCAAUGAGUGAGUCCUUGUCUUGAAACUUGGUAUCAUACUUGUUGAUUUUCGUUUAUAAAAGUUUUUAAUAGAGGAAUAGGAACAGAGGUUUUUUGUUUAUGUGUGUUCUAGUUGCACUUGUGAAUAGGAUAGGAGGGAGACUAUUUGUCUUGAGGAUGUUGAAUAUCAAGAAUGUUUGAAUCAUUGUUAUUAUUACUACUACUGUGAAGGAAAAGAUGAUUAGAAAGUGCUUCCUUCUUAUUUUUGAUGU